AGAAAUGUGAAUAAAUUGUAUUGAGCCGAUUAGAAUAUUUGAGAAGAACCUUAAAAGCCAAAUAAAAAACAUCCUUGCUAUUUAGUCCUUAAUUAUCCAACGAAAAAAAAAAUGUCCUCGUUACUCAUGGACAUGCCACCUGAUAAUCCAGUGUUAUCGAUCAGACACAUGAGAGGAAGAAAAUCUCCACCAAGUCAAUAUGCGUUCGAGAUCAAAUCCUUCUCAUUGCUUGCGAAGGCCUCAAUAGAAAAAGUAACCUCAGAAGAAUUUGAAGCUGGGGACUGUAAAUGGAGUCUCUCAAUAUACCCCACCGGGAACAAAAGGAGAGCAGGGGAAGGCCAUGUUUCCAUUUACUUGGCGCUUACGGAUCCAAGUUCGUUACCUCUUGAUUGGGAGGUUAACGCCAUUGUCAACUUUUCUCUCUAUAAUUUCCACGAGGACGCAUAUGUCACAACACAAGAUGCAAGCACUAGGCGUUUCCAUGUCCUGAAAACAGAAUGGGGUAUUGCAAAAUUUAUUGACCUUCACACAUUUUACGAUUCUUCAAACGGAUACUUGAUUGAAGAUACAUGUGUUUUUGGAGCUGAGGUUUUCGUUGUCAAGACCACAAACAAAGGGGAUGUUUAAAUCUG
Arachis ipaensis is the source of this 632-nucleotide messenger RNA. The record is from RefSeq and is a predicted model, not a curated record. NCBI's taxonomy places the organism in Eukaryota, Viridiplantae, Streptophyta, Magnoliopsida, Fabales, Fabaceae.